AUGGCGUCGUCAACGGCUCUGAUUUGUGACUCAGAGGCAUGGAAGGAUUUGAAGGGGCAUGUGGAAGAUAUUAAGAAGACCCAUUUGCGUGAUUUGAUGAGUGAUGCAAACAGAUGCGAGUCGAUGAUGGUGGAAAUUGACGGGCUGCUGUUAGAUUAUUCUCGACAGAGUGCAACUGUCGAGACAAUGGACAAGCUUUUGAACUUGGCAAAGGCUGCGCAGUUGACAGAGAAGAUCAGCCGCAUGUACAGAGGGGAACAUAUUAACAGUACGGAGAACAGGUCAGUUCUUCAUGUUGCUCUCCGUGCUCCAAAGGAUGCAGUUAUUAAGGCUGAUGGAAAGAAUGUGGUUCCAGAAGUGUGGAACGUUCUAGAUAAGAUCAAGGAGUUUUCUGAGAAAGUUCGCUCUGGUUCAUGGGUUGGAGCUACUGGCAAACCGCUGAAAGAUGUCAUUGCAAUUGGUAUUGGUGGUAGCUUCUUAGGUCCAUUGUUUGUCCACACAGCUAUCCAGACAGACCCUGAAGCGUUAGAGUGUGCUAAAGGUCGCCAGCUGCGGUUCCUUGCAAAUAUUGAUCCUGUUGAUGUUGCUAGAAAUAUCAAUGGACUAAAUCCAGAAACUACCCUGGUUGUGGUGGUCUCAAAAACAUUUACGACUGCCGAAACAAUGCUGAACGCCAGAACAUUGAGGGAGUGGAUCACAGCUGCUCUUGGGGCUUCAGCUGUUGCAAAACACAUGGUUGCUGUCAGCACUAAUCUUGCGUUAGUGGAGAAGUUUGGUAUUGACCCGAACAAUGCAUUUGCGUUUUGGGACUGGGUUGGUGGAAGGUAUAGUGUUUGCAGUGCUGUUGGGGUCUUACCUUUGUCUCUACAAUAUGGCUUCUCCGUUGUUGAGAAGUUUUUGCAGGGAGCUUCAAGCAUUGAUCAGCAUUUCCUUUCCACACCAUUUGAGAAGAACAUACCUGUGCUUUUAGGGUUGUUGAGCGUAUGGAAUGUAUCAUUUCUUGGAUAUCCUGCACGGGCCAUCUUACCUUACUCCCAAGCCCUUGAGAAAUUUGCACCGCACAUUCAGCAGGUUAGUAUGGAGAGUAAUGGAAAGGGAGUCUCAAUUGAUGGUCUACCUCUCCCGUUCGAGACUGGUGAGAUUGAUUUUGGUGAACCUGGAACAAAUGGUCAACAUAGCUUUUACCAACUGAUUCAUCAGGGACGUGUAAUCCCUUGUGAUUUCAUCGGCAUUGUGAAGAGUCAGCAACCUGUGUACCUGAAGGGAGAGGUGGUCAGUAACCAUGACGAGCUCAUGUCCAACUUUUUUGCCCAGCCUGAUGCUCUUGCAUAUGGAAAAACACCUGAGCAGUUGCAAAAAGAGAAUGUUUCAGAAAAUCUCAUUCCUCACAAGACAUUCUCUGGCAAUCGACCUUCUCUCAGCCUUCUACUUCCAGAAUUGAAUGCUUACAGUGUUGGCCAGUUGUUGGCAAUCUAUGAACACAGAGUUGCGGUGCAAGGCUUUGUGUGGGGUAUCAAUUCGUUUGACCAGUGGGGAGUUGAGCUAGGAAAAGUUUUGGCAACUCAGGUGAGGAAACAGCUUCAUUCGUCACGUACUCAAGGAACCGAUCUGGAGGGAUUCAAUUUCAGUACCACCACGCUUUUGAAACGAUAUCUCCAGGUAUAA
Molecule: messenger RNA, 1665 nt
Organism: Arabis nemorensis
Lineage: Eukaryota; Viridiplantae; Streptophyta; Magnoliopsida; Brassicales; Brassicaceae
Source: the annotation of a GenBank genome assembly